UUGACCCUAUAGCUUCUGUCUUAACUAGUCAAUGAAAAGAAACACUACACAUUUAUCUAAAACACAUUUUAAUAUUACUGCUUUCUCGGGUUUGUCCGCUUUUGCUGCGAAAUUGACGGAGUUCGUGUGGGGUUUUGGUGGUGCCCCUGCUCCUUCACUUCACCAACAAAACUAAUCAACACAAUGCAGUUCCGCCGCAGUUUCAGGCAAGUCAUGAAGUUGUUCCUUCUGUUGGCGUUCAAAUCUCUGGUGGUGUCCGCCAGCAUUAAACACCUUGUCACAGACCCACAUUGGAAACCCGCUACCGCCACCUGGUACGGUGACCCCGAAGGCGACGGUAGUGACGGAGGGGCAUGUGGGUAUGGUUCAUUGGUGGACGUAAAGCCGCUGAGGGCCAGAGUGGGUUCGGUGAGUCCAAUUCUUUUCAAGAAAGGAGAGGGGUGUGGGGCAUGUUACAAAGUGAAGUGCUUGGACAAAAGCAUUUGCUCAAGAAGGGCAGUCACCAUAAUUGUAACCGACGAGUGCCCGGGUGGAUACUGCUCCAAUGGCCACACCCACUUUGAUCUCAGCGGUGCAGCCUUUGGUCGCAUGGCCAUAGCUGGUGAGGGUCCCCAGCUCCGAAACCGAGGAGAGCUCUCAGUCAUCUACAGGCGGACGCCGUGUAAAUAUCCUGGAAAGAACAUAGCCUUUCAUGUGAAUGAAGGUUCGACUGAUUACUGGCUGUCCAUUCUGGUGGAAUUUGAAGAUGGAGAUGGAGAUGUGGGAUCAAUGCAUAUAAGAGAAGCAAGUUCCAGCCAGUGGUUGCAGAUGAAUCAUGUAUGGGGAGCAACCUGGUGUAUUAUUGGGGGACCCUUGAAGGGACCAUUCUCAGUGAAGAUAGCAACACUUUCAACAGGAAGAGCUCUCUCUGCAAGGGAUGUAAUUCCAAGGAACUGGUCUCCAAAAGCAACUUACACAUCUCGCCUCAAUUUCAACUUCUAAUAACUAGUCUUUCUCUUUUGGGUUUUUUUUAAAACACAUUUCUCAGGAAAGAAAAGUAGCUAUUGGACAGCAUCCAAUGCUCUUUCUUUUCUUUUUUUUUUCAACUUCAUUUGGUGCCAUUCUUAGUGUGCAAGUGGGUAUUGUAGAUAUUGUAGCCCUCUCAAAAGGAGAGAGAGCGUACAAGAAUAGUAUAUGUAAUAGUAAUGUAACAUUGUGGACCCUGUGUUUGUUUCUAAUGAAUUUAGGCUUUUAGCAUCGACUUGUUGUGUUGUGUUUGGACACAACACAAGGUGAGGUUGCGGAGCCUUGUCCUCUGUUUUCUGCAGCUGAAGCAAAAUUAAUUGGUCUCCACUUGGCACGGUAUUAUUAUCA
Messenger RNA from Mangifera indica (mango), 1353 nucleotides. RefSeq names its product expansin-B3-like. Gene Ontology annotation, cellular component: extracellular region; plasmodesma. Bases 184 to 981 code for a protein of 265 amino acids. Gene Ontology annotation, biological process: sexual reproduction. Lineage: Eukaryota; Viridiplantae; Streptophyta; Magnoliopsida; Sapindales; Anacardiaceae. The record is from RefSeq and is a predicted model, not a curated record. The transcript has 4 exons.